UAGGGGUAUAUAUUUUAUUUUCUGUCCAUUUUUUGGGUUUAUAUUGACUCCCUUGACAUUUCUCACUCCACCUUCGUCUUCUUCCAUGGCGAUAGCCGCAGCCGCCGUAACGCUUCCCCUCAGGGCUUCCAAUCGCCGAUCUUUGUCUUCCUCCUUAACCGUUCCGUUCAAUUUUUCUCAUUACACGCCGUCAUCCUCGCGACGGCAUACUCUCAGUUUCUCCGUUCGGCUCUCUUCUCUCCGCAUUUCGGCUGCUCUGUCAAUGAGCACGGAAGCUACGGAGAAAGCUUAUCCGGCUUCGUUUCUUGAUCGCAAAGAAGGUGGAUAUCUUCACUUCGCAAAGUACCAUGGCCUCGGCAACGAUUUCAUACUGGUUGAUAACAGAGAUUCUGCAGAACCUAAAAUCACCCCUGAGCAGGCUGUGAAACUGUGUGAUAGAAAUUUUGGCAUUGGUGCCGACGGGGUGAUUUUCACAAUGCCUGGCACCAAUGGGACUGAUUAUACCAUGAGGAUAUUCAAUUCUGAUGGCAGUGAGCCUGAGAUGUGUGGUAAUGGAAUUCGAUGCUUUACCAAAUUCAUAUGCGAGCUUGAGAAUCUACAUGGAAAGCAAAUCUUCACUGUACACACUGGAGCUGGCUUGAUUGUUCCUGAGAGACACGAAGACGGAAAGGUUAGGGUUGAUAUGGGUGAGCCCGUUCUCAAGGCAUCAGAUGUUCCCACAAAAUUAUUGGCAAAUAAAGAUCAAUCUGUUGUUAAAGGAGAACUGGAGGUUGAUGGAACUACUUGGAGUGUGACAUGUGUUAGCAUGGGAAAUCCUCACUGUGUAACUUUUGGUACAGGAAACAAGGAGAUUCAUGGGUUGAGGAAGUUUGAUCUGUAUCUUGGCAGGGCAAAUCAAGAAGAAACUGAGGUUUGCAGCCAUGGCUAUCAAAGGUACGAUUAUAUUUUGGCAAAGAGGUGCUUGGGCCAGCGAAUCUUCUUCUUCUUUCAAAGAGGCAGCUUUGUAGUUGUUCCUUUGUAUUGUUUGGCAGGCCUCUGCUACCUUAUACGUUCUCCAUAGAGUAGUGACCUAAGCGUAGUGGAUUGCCUGCUUGGUGUUUGUUGGGGAGUCCAAACGAGAAGUUAGCCGUUGAUAUGGAGGAAGCAACGGAACAGAAGAAGAAAAGCGAGACAAAUAA
Cuscuta campestris is the source of this 1178-nucleotide messenger RNA. Lineage: Eukaryota; Viridiplantae; Streptophyta; Magnoliopsida; Solanales; Convolvulaceae. The record is from the annotation of a GenBank genome assembly.